Messenger RNA from Cimex lectularius (bed bug), 992 nucleotides. RefSeq lists its product as uncharacterized. Lineage: Eukaryota; Metazoa; Arthropoda; Insecta; Hemiptera; Cimicidae. Bases 116 to 952 code for a protein of 278 amino acids. The transcript is spliced from 3 exons. The record is from RefSeq and is a predicted model, not a curated record.
UGUCAGGUAAACAUCUGGUUCUUUUAUAAAUUAUUCUUUUAGUGGAUUUUCUUAAUUUUUUAUUUAGUUAUAUUUUUUACUUAAAUUAAUAGUAUCGCCAGGUUAUAAAUACAAAAUGACACAGGACGAUAAGGACGAUGACAUUCUUUUCCAUCAGAGACCACAAGUACGGGACAGAACGCCGCCAUUAUUGUUCAAUAAGACAGUUUUCGAAGAAAGCGAUCUUGACAAAAUAGUGAGCGAGCUCCAAGAGACAGAGUCUUUCACGAAGUUGUACAUUGAAAAACUGGGCAAAUGCGACAUCCCUUUCUGCCUUUAUCCCAACGCCCAAUGCGUACGGCCGAGCAGUGGUGUCAUUUUUAAACCAAAACUGACGGAACAUAUUGCCGCGUAUUUAAUGACUGCCUGCGAGACGCAUGCUUUCGAAAUGUUAGAUAAAAUCAUUGAGGGUACGAAGGAACAGAAAUUUCCAUGUCGUUUGUUCUUAUAUGACCUCGUGAAGCUUGCCGUACGCCUGAAAUUAAAGCCAAAUCAGCUUAUGUACCUAAUGGAGAUUUUUAUGGACGGUAUGAAAAUGUUCUUUACCUGUCGAAACACGACACAACACGAAAUGGAACAGUAUUACGAAGAAAGGAUAAUCAAUCAUUCAGUGAAUAUAGCUGGAAAGGGUACAAAGUACUUCUCGACCGGCCAAGUGGAAGAAAUCACAAAGCUUUUUGGCAGGUUUAUAAGGUUGAUGCCCCUCAUUCAUAUUUACUUUUACAAACCGAUAGUUCUCAAAUGGACAUUGCCGUUGUACCAGCCUUCCGACAACAAGGACUGCAUAAGCGACACCCACUUGCGAUUUAUUCCAAGCCCGGAAAACAACGAAAACAUGUUAAUGGACAACAUGCCCAAGCUGUUUCCAUUUCAGCAAAAGUUAUCAAAUUGUCAAGAAUAUCUCGAGGAGUAGUGUAAAAAUGAAUAUAAAUUAUAAACCUUUAGCAAGUAAA